GCCUGGUUAUCGCCCGUCCAGCGCAGCCCGGAGUCGCCCAGACCUGAACUCCUACCGAGGUCCCCGGCCUGGCCCCAGCAGGCUCGACCCCGGCCCCGGGCCCGCGAGGACACCGGAGGUCACCCCCCGGGGGUGGGAGCGGAGCCGCGGGUCAGCUCUGCGAGCGCCCGCGCUGGCCUGUCCGGCCCCGCCCCUGCCCCGGGCCAUGGCCCAGUCCUUGUCCCGGUCCCUUUUCCUAUCCCGAUUCGGGCCUUGGCCCCCGACCCCGCCCUCGCCCCGCUUUCCACAUAGGUUCCAGCUACGGCCUGGGUCCCAGCGAAUGCCCAGAUCCGGGUCCCAGCUCAGGCCCCCACUCCAGUCCCUGGCCUGGCCCCCAUCCCAGCGCCUGCCCCUGUUUCACCUCCUUUCCCAAAUCCCAGCCCAGCCCUUGUCCCAGACCCAUUCUCAAAAUUUGCUUAAGCCCGGGGCCCAACCCUUGCCCCUCGUCCAGUCCCCAUCACAGUCCCUCCUUCCAUCACAUCCCCUACCCUUGCAUAAGUCCCAGUGCCCAGCCCAGCCCAACUCUUUAUCCCAGUCUUUGCCCUCAUCUCUGUGUUUACCCAGGUCUCUCCCACUACCCAGCCCUCUCUUUCAUACCCUGCCCCUCUCCCAGCCUCGACUCAGGUUUGGGCUCCAGCUGCCGUCAGCCUUACUGCUGCUGUUGCUGUUGUCUUUCCUUGGCCCAGGGGCUGGAGGCCUCUUCCUGACUGACUACUCCACCUGCUCACCCCGCAAGCUGAGUCCCUUCCGCUCCUUCGCCAGCACCGAGCUCUUCCACUUCCAUGUUCCCGAAGACACAUUCCUGGCUGUGUGGAACCUCAUCAUCUUCAAAGAGCAGGGGGGAACCUUUGGGGACCACUGCCCAGACCAAAGUGUGACUGUGUACUUCCGUUCUGGGGCACCCCCUGUCAUCAAUCCCCUGCACACACACUUCCCAGGGGACACGGCUGUGCCUGGGGUUUUCUCACUGACUCUCAGCUGGACACUGCCCAACCGCACCUCUGGCAUCUUUAACGUCAGCAGCCCCUUACCUGGGGACUGGUUCUUGGCUGCCCACCUGCCCCGGACCCACGGCCACAUCUCUGUCAAGGGUCUCCAGGAUGAGUGUCAGUACCUCCUUCAGCCGCAGCUGAUUGUCCGGCGUUUGUUGGACGUGGCUGUGCUGGUGCCUGGGCGACCCUCCGAGCAGACCCUCUCCCUCCACAAUCGCUCAGCCCUGUACAAGGUCUUUGUGCCCAGCUUCACUUACAGGGUUUCAGCGCAGCUGGUAUGCGUGGGGGGCCGUGGGGCAUCCGCCUGCCCCCUGACACUGCGCCUACGUCCCAAGGCCCCACCCCUGCACAACUCAAGCUCUGUGGCCUGUGGAGGUGCCUCGGUAUGCCAACUGGAGCUGGCACUGCCCCCCUGGGGGCACUGGGUCUACGUGCGUGUGGAGACACCAUCCCGGGGCCCUGUCAGGACCGUCUGCUUCCAGCUGUGCGUGCGGUUGCAAGGUCAGAAGCCCCACACCGGCUCCAGCCACCCAGCUUGUGUCGACUUCUGUGGCUGGGAGGAGGCAGGCACAGUGGCUGUGUUCAUUGGUCCUCGGCCACGUCCCUACGACCUCCCCGGCCCAGCCCAGGCUCCUUUACUCGCCAAAGCCCUCCCACUUGGAGCUUCAAGUCAUUGGAAGACCUUCAGAUCUCUUCUUGAGUGCCCACAGCCCAGCCUGUCCCGUGCCCUGGUCCCCGGAGCUGCCAUGAACAUGCCCCAGUCACUGGGCAACCAGCCACUGCCCCCAGAGCUGUCAUCCCUCGGGGCCCCUGCCGAGGGGCCCGGGGCCACAUCCCCACCUGAGCACUGCUGGCCAGUGCGCCCGACGCUGCGCAAUGAGCUGGACACCUUCUCCGUCCACUUCUACGUCUUCUUUGGCCCCAGCGUGGCCCUCCCCCCUGAACGCCCAGCCGUGUUUGCCCUGAGGCUGCUGCCAGUGCUGGACAGCGGAGGCGUCCUCAGCCUGGAGCUCCAGCUCAACGUGAGCUCCCUGCGCCAGGAAAAUGUGACAGUGUUCGGAUGCCUGACCCACGAGGUGCCCUUGAGCCUGGGGGAUGCAGCAAUGACUUGUUCCAAAGAGUCCCUGGCCGGCUUCCUCCUCACGGUCAGUGCCACCUCCCGAGUGGCCAGGCUGCGAAUCCCGUUCCCGCAGACGGGCACCUGGUUCCUGACCCUGCGCUCCCUGUGCGGGGUGGGGCCUCGGUUCGUGAGGUGUCGGAACGCGACGGCCGAGGUGCGGUUGCGCACUUUCCUUUCCCCGUGCGUGGACGACUGCGGGCCCUACGGCCAGUGCAAGCUGCUGCGCACGCACAACUACCUGUACGCGGCCUGCGAGUGCAAGGCCGGAUGGCGGGGAUGGGGCUGCACCGACAGUGCGGAUGCGCUCACCUACGGAUUCCAGCUUCUGUCCACGUUACUGCUCUGCCUGAGCAACCUCAUGUUUUUGCCCCCCGUGGUCCUGGCCAUUCGGAGCCGAUAUGUGCUGGAAGCGGCUGUCUACACCUUCACCAUGUUCUUCUCCACGUUCUACCAUGCCUGUGACCAGCCAGGCAUUGUGGUUUUCUGCAUCAUGGACUACGACGUGCUGCAGUUCUGUGACUUCCUGGGCUCUUUAAUGUCCGUGUGGGUCACUGUCAUUGCCAUGGCUCGCUUACAGCCUGUGGUCAAGCAGGUGCUGUACUUGCUGGGGGCUAUGCUGCUGUCCAUGGCUCUGCAGCUUGACCGGCAUGGACUCUGGAACCUGCUUGGACCCAGUCUCUUUGCCCUGGGGAUCUUGGCCACAGCCUGGACAGUACGCAGCGUCCGCCGCCGGCACUGCUACCCGCCCACGUGGCGCCGCUGGCUUUUCUACCUGUGCCCAGGCAGCCUUAUCGCGGGCAGUGCCAUCCUGCUCUAUGCUUUUGUGGAGACCCGAGACAACUACUUCUACAUUCACAGCAUUUGGCAUAUGCUCAUCGCUGGCAGUGUGGGCUUCUUGCUGCCCCCUCGUGCCAAGACUGACCGCCAGGUCCCAUCUGGAGCCCGGGCCCGGGGCUGUGGUUACCAGCUGUGCAUCAAUGAGCAGGAGGAGCUGGGCCUUGUGGGCCCGGGAGGGGCCACUGUUAGCAGCAUCUGUGCCAGCUGAGAGGGGCUUUGGGCUGCCCUUGGGGAACAUGAACUCUUCCCCGGGGCAGAGAGCCCUACCUUGGGUUCUUCCUGGGAGCAUGGAGUCC
This is a messenger RNA of Mesoplodon densirostris (Blainville's beaked whale), 3284 nucleotides long. RefSeq names its product transmembrane protein 8B (gene TMEM8B). The record is from RefSeq and is a predicted model, not a curated record. The transcript is spliced from 13 exons. Gene Ontology annotation, cellular component: plasma membrane. Lineage: Eukaryota; Metazoa; Chordata; Mammalia; Artiodactyla; Ziphiidae. Bases 206 to 3196 code for a protein of 996 amino acids.